Molecule: messenger RNA, 1139 nt
Organism: Prunus avium (sweet cherry)
Lineage: Eukaryota; Viridiplantae; Streptophyta; Magnoliopsida; Rosales; Rosaceae
Source: RefSeq, a predicted model, not a curated record
AUAGUUGUGGUCGGUACAAAGAAGACAAAGAGCAAAACGCUGAGCGUGCAAAGCGGGAUCUUUACCGAUAUAUGCACUAUCAUAACCGUUACAAAGCUCAUACUGAUUCCUUUAAGCUUGAAAGUAACUUAAAGGAGAGUAUACAAAAGAAGGUGGCAGUUUCAGAGGAGAAGGACUCAAGGCUCAGGGAUUUCAGCUGGGUAAAUAAUGGACUCUCCAGACUUUUCAGGUCAAGGAGAGUUCUUUCAUAUUCAUACCCAUUUGCUUUUUACAUGUUUGGAGAAGAGCUGUUUAAGGAUGAGAUGACAAAGGAGGAAAGGGAAAUAAAACAGCAUUUGUUUGAGGACCAGCAGCAGCAACUUGAGGAAAAUGUUGAGAAAUUAUCCAAGUUCUUGGAGGCACCUUUUGAUGAUUAUAAUGAGAAUGAAGUUAUGGACAUAAGGAUGCAAGUGAUCAAUCUCUCAGCAAUCACUGAUACCCUCUGUCAGAAAAUGUAUGACUGCAUUGAGAGUGAUCUUUUGGGUUCUCUACAACUUGGUAUCCACAAUAUAGCUCCUUACAAGUCAAAGGGCAUUGAGAAGGCAUCAGAACUUACUGUUUGUUGGGUCAAUAAAGCUAAUAAUGUUGAUAAAGAUCUACGAUUGCAUUGUGGCACAAGUGGAGGAUCAACGGAACCAGAACAACCUUCAGGUUCUGGAAGUUCAGAUGAGAGUGGAUGCUCUUCUCGAAAGCGUGCUAGGAAGGGGGCUCUUGGAGGUGGGUUUUUUGAUCUGAACUUGCCGGCAGAGGUUAUUGACAAAUCUGAUUCUUGAAAGCUGCAGGCUUCAUGCAGAAAAGGUGUACAGUCUCUAACGUAAGACUCUAUUUUUCUAUGACGGUAUCGUCAUUAUUAAACUCCCAAGUACUUAACGUUUCUAGCUCCCAAGUAUUUUGCGUUUUCCCCAUUCUUAUCCUUUUUGUUGCCAUUGGUCUCUAUGUGAAGAGAAAUUUGGAGUUCUCUCUUUGAAAAUACCUACUUUGUAGAUAAACGUUUAUUGGGAUCUUUUUGGGGGAACUAAAUUUGUAAAUUGUCCGACUGAAACUUGAGCUAUUCUUAAAUAGUAUUUUGGGAUAUAUUCAAAAAUUUUGGAGACUGGAAA